Auanema sp. JU1783 is the source of this 1227-nucleotide messenger RNA. Lineage: Eukaryota; Metazoa; Nematoda; Chromadorea; Rhabditida; Rhabditidae. The record is from the annotation of a GenBank genome assembly.
AUGAAGUCUAUAAGACCCCUAAUUUCUAUUUCGCAACGCUAUGUUCGGAAGCGAGCACCUCCUAUAACGUCUUCAGGAGGGAUUCUUGAGGAAGGGACCACAUUCUCCGAUGUGCAUUCGGUGGUUCUUGAUCCAACCAGAAAACUACCCUACCCAGAAGAGCAUUUGAAAGAUUAUAUUGAAAAAACCUCCAAAGAACUUCUCGCAGAAAAACGCAAAGCUAAAUAUGGCAACAAGAAGAAGUCUACAGGAGUGAUUGUCUUUGAUCACAUACCUAUUGAAGAUCAGGUUGUGCUCCUUUUUCCUGGACAAGGAGCUCAAUUCGUUGGAAUGGGCUCUAAGCUAUUGAGCUGUGAACCUUCAAAAAGAGUUUUUGAAAUAGCUAAUGAGGUAUUGGGUUACGAUUUACUCAAAAUGUGCUUGGAAGGACCGAAAACCAAAUUGGAUCAGACGAUCUACUGUCAACCUGCCGUAUUCGUGUCAUCUAUCGCAGCUUUCGAAAAGCUGAAAGCAGAAGAUGAAACAGUCCAGGAGAAUCUCACAGACGUUGCAGGGUUUAGUGUUGGAGAGUUCGGUGCUCUUGUGGCUGGUGGAAUUUUGACUUUUGAAGAUGCUUUGCGAAUUGUGAAAGUACGUUGUGAGGCUAUGCACGAAUGCAAUCAGAUUAUCAAAAGUGGAAUGUUAACAAUCAGAGUCAAAGCUUCAUCUCGUUUGGAUGAUUUGCUUCGAGACGCUAGACUAGUUGCACAAGAGAGAGGAGAAUUCGAAGUGUGUGAAGUAGCAAACUAUUUGUUCUGUGGAGUCCGUGUUUUGGGAGCUUCAGAGACUUGUAUGAAUUUCAUUGAGGAGCACCAAGAUGAAUAUGAUAUUAAGGUAUUGAAACGUCUAGCGGUAAGUGGCGCAUUCCACACCCGUCAAAUGGAAGGAGCCAUUCAAAAACUCCGAGAAAGCUUGAAAAGCGCCGAGUUCAACAAAGCCUUCUGUAAUGUUUAUUCCAAUUAUACUGGAGCGAUACAUGCAGCUAAGAAGAGCGAGUUGAAGGCUGCCGUCGUUAAACAAGUAACUCAUCCUGUCAAAUGGGAACAGAUUCAACAACUACUUUACAGAAAACAUCAAGAUUAUCGGUUUCCACGAUAUAUCGAAGUUGGACCUGGACGACAAUUGGGAAGCAUGCUAUUACAGACUAGUAAGAAGGCCUAUGCGCGUUAUGAGCAUUAUCCAUGUUAG